AUGUCACGGCCGGUCGGCCGCUGCUCUCGCCUCGCUGGCGGCGCGGUCUGGUGCCGCGGCGCCCAGCUCUCCUGUGGGCUCGCGGCGGCUCGCCGCCGCGGUGCCGAACAAUGUGAUCAGUCCGGAUUCGACCCGGCGUGCCGCCGGUGCUUCCUCGCCGAAUUUUGGCUCGACCAGUUUGUCGACAAAGCGCUCGAGACCUCCUCUCGCUGCCUACUCGCUGCCUCGAGGGAGGAGGGGAAGACGUAG
This is a messenger RNA of Emiliania huxleyi CCMP1516, 249 nucleotides long. RefSeq lists its product as hypothetical. NCBI's taxonomy places the organism in Eukaryota, Haptophyta, Isochrysidales, Noelaerhabdaceae. The transcript has 2 exons. The record is from RefSeq and is a predicted model, not a curated record. The coding region runs from base 1 to 249 and encodes 82 amino acids.